Molecule: messenger RNA, 1657 nt
Organism: Ahaetulla prasina
Lineage: Eukaryota; Metazoa; Chordata; Lepidosauria; Squamata; Colubridae
Exons: 6
Coding region: 25-870 (281 amino acids)
Cellular component (GO): cytosol
Molecular function (GO): kinase activity; ATP binding
Source: RefSeq, a predicted model, not a curated record
UGCGAGGCGGCAAGUCUGGGCACAAUGGCUGCUGCAGUGGAUUGCAUUCUGAAAUUAGGAGGUAGUGCACUGACGCAGAAAAACCAGUUGGAGACUCUGAAAACGGAGUCCUUGCGGAGGGCGGCUGCUCUUGUUUCGAAGCUCUGGGAGGCUGGAGAGAGACGAUGCAUAAUCGUGCACGGCGCAGGGUCUUUCGGGCAUUUCCAGGCAAGAGAAUAUGGUGUUGCCUUGGGGACAUCAGGCAGAUCAGCUGCAAGUGAUAAUUUGAGACAAGGGCUGUGUUUGACCAGGCUUUCUGUCACCAAGUUGAACCAUUUGGUGACAGAACAAUUGAUUAGUGUUGGAGUUCCAGCAGUGGGGAUUUCGCCUUUUGGAACCUGGCAAACCACAAACAAGAAUGUCAUUAAGGCUGAUAUUGAUGCUGUGAAGAAUGUUCUAGAUGCAGGUUAUGUUCCUGUAUUACAUGGGGAUUGUACCCUGGACUUGGAACAACACUGUUGUAUCUUAUCUGGAGAUACAGUUAUUGAGGUUUUGGCUAAGACAUUCUCUCCUAAGCGAGUUGUGUUUCUCACAGAUGUGAAUGGAAUUUACAGCUGUCCACCUGAUACCCCAGGUGCUAGGCUGGUGGAUUCCAUUGUUAUUGGUCCUGAAAGAACUAUGGAGCCAACUGUGCUCACAUCUGCACUACCACAUGACUCUACUGGAGGAGUGUCCUUGAAACUGCAAACUGCCAUAAAUAUAGUUUCUUCGAGUCAUGGAUCCAUUCCUGUUCUGAUCUGCAAACUGGACAGUGAAGCAGCUGUAAAGGCUUGCUUGACUGGGGAAUUGAAAGAAGGCGAAGGCACAAAGCUUUCUUUUAUGGAUACGUGAAGUCUUUUGUAAAGGAACCUUGAAUUAUGUGCAGAAAACUUUCUGGGACAGUAACAUUCAUAAAUUCUUGACUGACGUUUUCAUUUCAAUCAUACAUGUGUAUGUAUUUGGUUUCUGUUAUUUUAUGCACCUCACAAAUUCAAAUCAUAACAUUUUUAACAUCUUGCAAAACAAUGACAUUUUUAAUAAAAAACAAUACAAUACACUUCACAUUUAUAGCUUCCUUAUUCUCAUAAGAAUAUCUUGGUGGUUGAUUAUUGUUUUCAUUAUUAGAAUGCUUGGGGGGAAAAUCAUAUCACAGAAAAAAUCUGUAUUUUCUUCAACUAAGUAGAAAUUAUAUAUUAAUUUUUCCAUCAAGUCUAUCAUAUCAUUUUUCUUCAGUGUCCUUUUUAGAUAUUUCCAGUAUUUUGCUAUUACUAAUCUAGUCACCAUUAAUAAGAACGUUAAUAGUGUCUUAAUUUUUGUAUAAAUAAAUAUUUAUAUAAAAUAUUUAUAUUCUUCCCAAAGACUAAUGGUAGAAGCAACUCUCUGAGUGUGGGAAGGGAAACCUAGAAAUAAAUUUUUCCAUAUUCACUUUGUAACUCCAAUUUCUCAUGUUUUAAUUAUUUUUUUCUCAUUUUUGUAUAAACAUUCAUCUUCAUAUCCAACUAGAUUUAGUUUUCAUCUUAAUUUGAUGCAAGUACUAUCACAACUAAUUUUACAGGGCAUCCCCUUCCCUUGCUCACACUUUAUGCUAUUUGCUUAGUACCAUACAUCAUUCUUUCAAAGUCUGUGAUACCCAUAAAAG